AUGUAUAACAGUGGAGCUAGUCUGUUUGGUCUCCUGGAAACAAAGAUUAAGAGAUCAAAAGCUCACAGACCUUCUCUUAAUCUUUGUGAGGGGUGGUCCUUUACAACAAAUUUGGCUCAGCAUCCUAAGGGAAAGAUUUGGUUACUGUGGAAACCAUUAAUUUUUGAGGUGGAUAUUCUAAAAACUACUGAUCAGUUGAUUCAUAGUACAAUCAAACAUAGAGGAACAAGGGAGAAGAUUAAUGUAACCAUGAUAUAUGCAUACAAUGAUAUAGCUCUAAGGAGAAAUCUGUGGAAGGAUAUAGAAGAAAUAUACAAGUACAAUAAGGGCCCAUGGGCAGUGAUGGGGGACUUCAAUAAUGUGUUGAAUACUGAUGAAAGAAUAGGCAGUAAAGUAAUAAUGGCCGAAACAAAGGAGUUCAGGCAAUAUGUAGAUACAUGUUGCCUUCAAGAACUUAAAUCUACUGGUGCAUUCUACACUUGGAACAACAAACAGAGUGGAAAAGAUAGAGUAAUGAGUAGAAUUGAUAGAGUAUUGGUAAAUUUUGAUUGGAUGACAAUGUUACCUGCCUCAACUGUGCACUACAUGACUGAGGGGUUGUAUGAUCAUAGCCCAGCUAUCAUUAGUUGGGAUAACAGGAAGCAGAUGGGGAAUAAGCAUUUCAAAUACUUCAACAUGUGGAGCAUGGAUCCAGAUUUCAAAGAUAAAGUGGCUGAAAGCUGGAGCAUUGGAAUUAAUGGAACAAAAAUGUAUCAAAUUGUAGGGAAGCUGAACAGAUUGGAGGGGGUACUAAAGCAACUAAACAGAACAAAAUUCAGCAAUAUAGAAGGAAAAACGGAACAAGCCAAGAAGGAUCUUAAGGAAUGUCAGCAGCACAUGCAACCAAAUCCCCUAAACCAAGGUCUUAUUGAAAGAGAGCAGAAACUGGCAAGCAACUACAGGAGAUACAAGGAAGCAAGUGACCAGUUCCUGUGGCAGAAAAGUAAAGUACAAUGGCUGAAACAAGGCAACAAAAAUAACAAGUACUUCCACAGCUACAUGAAGGCAAGAAGAGAUAGCAGGGGCUUUUGUGGAAUUCUAUUCAAACUUGCUAGGAUCUACUACAGACAAAAGAGAUCAUGUUUGCAGUACACUAGUAAGGGAAGACAGCUGGGAAAUAACUGGAAAGACCUAAAGGAGGCAGCACUGGAAUUUUUUGAAUCAGGGAAAUUGCUGAAAACAAUUAACAGAACAGUCAUAACAAUAAUCCCUAAAAGUAAUCAUGCAGAGACAGCUGUAGAUUUUAGGCCUAUUGCUUGCUGUAAUACAGUUUAUAAGGUCAUGUCCAAAAUGCUAUGCAACAGACUGCAGACUAUCCUACCAGAUAUAAUUUCAGAAAACCAGAGUGCUUUUGUAGCAGGAAGAACAAUCAUGCAAAAUAUCCUAAUAUGUCAAGACUUGGUUAGACUGUACAAGAGGAAGGCAACAACAAAAAGCUGUCUGAUUAAAAUAGAUCUCAAGAAAGCUUAUGAUUCAAUAGAAUGGGAGUUUGUGGAAGAAAUGUUACAUGCACUUAACUUCCCUAUGAAAUUCAUUAGAUGGAUCAUGGAUUGCAUCUCAACACCUCAAUAUACAGUGGCAAUCAAUGGAGGACUAUAUAGGAAUAUAAAAGGGAAGAGGGGUUUGAGACACGGAGAUCCAAUAUCUCCUCUGCUCUUUGUAAUAUGUAUAGAGUAUUUCUCAAGGAUUAUGAAGCACGUGACACAGAUGGAGGGAUUUAGAUUUCACACCAAAUGUAGGAGCUUGCAACUGAAUCAUUUAUGCUUUGCGGAUGGUGUACUUCUCUUCUGCAAAGGGGAAAUUCAAUCAGUGAUGCUAUUACUGAGAGGAUUACAAACAUUCACUAUUGCUUUUGGUCUAACAACAAAUGCGGGGAAGUCAAAUAUAUUUGCGGUGAACAUGGAAGCAAAAGAAAUGGAAGACUUAUGUGAAAUAACAGGAUAUAGCAAGGCAGACUCCCAUUCAAAUAUUUAG
Nicotiana attenuata is the source of this 2013-nucleotide messenger RNA. RefSeq lists its product as uncharacterized. Bases 1 to 2013 code for a protein of 670 amino acids. The transcript has 2 exons. The record is from RefSeq and is a predicted model, not a curated record. NCBI's taxonomy places the organism in Eukaryota, Viridiplantae, Streptophyta, Magnoliopsida, Solanales, Solanaceae. Gene Ontology annotation, molecular function: catalytic activity.